AUGAUACGACCAGUACCCGAAGGACAAAGUGCGCCUGGCAAUCAAGAAUUAGUGGUUGAUUAUUUUGAAGUAAUUGGACAUUCACCACCUGGUGGUACUGACACCUUAGUUAACAAGGAAUCACAUUCUGAUGUUCAACUUGAUUAUCGACAUAUAUUGAUACGUGGAGAAAAAACAUCGAAAAUUUUACGACUUCGUUCGAUUGUUACACAAUGUUUUCGUCAACAUUUUUUUGAUCGAAGCUAUUAUGAAACAUUUCCGCCCACAUUAGUACAAACUCAAGUUGAAGGUGGUUCAACUUUAUUUUCAUUAAAUUAUUUCGGAGAAUCAGCUUAUUUAACACAAUCAUCACAAUUAUAUCUUGAAACAGCUUGUCCUGCUUUGGGUGAUGUCUUUUGUAUUGCACAAUCAUAUCGAGCUGAACAAUCACGUACACGUCGUCAUUUAGCCGAAUAUACACAUAUUGAAGUUGAAUGUCCAUUUAUUUCAUACAAUGAUUUACUUGAUCGAAUCGAAGAAUUAAUUGUUGAUGUUGUUGAUCGUCUAUUGAAACAUCCUGAAGUUCAUUUGUUACAUGAACUCAAUCCAAACUUUCAACCACCAAAAAAACCAUUUAAACGUAUGAACUAUAGUGAUGGUAUUGAAUGGCUUAAAGAAAAUGGUAUUAAAAAUGAAGAAACUGGUAAAGUUUAUGAAUUCGGCGAAGAUAUACCUGAAUUACCUGAACGAAAAAUGACGGAUACUAUUAAUGAACCCAUAUUGUUUUGUCGAUUUCCGGCUGAAAUUAAAUCAUUCUAUAUGCAACGAGAUUCGAAUGAUAAUCGUUUAACUGAAUCGGUCGAUCUAUUGGUACCUGGUGUUGGUGAAAUUGUUGGUGGCAGUAUGAGAAUGACAAAUUUGGAAGAUUUAUCUGAAAGUUUUCGUAAAAAUGGUCUUUCACCUGAACCAUACUAUUGGUAUUUAGAUCAACGUAAAUAUGGUACAUUUCCUCAUGGUGGCUAUGGUCUUGGUUUUGAUCGUUUCAUGACUUGGAUUACCAACGUACAUCACAUACGUGAUGUUUGUCUUUAUCCACGUUUCAUUGGCCGAUGUCGCCCAUGA
Molecule: messenger RNA, 1101 nt
Organism: Rotaria sp. Silwood2
Lineage: Eukaryota; Metazoa; Rotifera; Eurotatoria; Philodinida; Philodinidae
Source: the annotation of a GenBank genome assembly